This is a messenger RNA of Poecilia latipinna (sailfin molly), 1125 nucleotides long. Its product is annotated as C-type lectin domain family 12 member B-like. Bases 56 to 919 code for a protein of 287 amino acids. The transcript is spliced from 8 exons. Lineage: Eukaryota; Metazoa; Chordata; Actinopteri; Cyprinodontiformes; Poeciliidae. The record is from RefSeq and is a predicted model, not a curated record.
ACAAACUUUUGCUGCAGCUUCAAAUCAUCCCGUCCAGAGUCUGUUUGUUUUAAUCAUGUCUGUAGAAAUGUCUUCAGCUGAUAUUUAUGCAAAUGUGACGAAACUCAGAAAAGUGAAAAUUGUGGACAAUUCUUCUGAUCUGAUUUAUGAAAAUUACCAGAAACCCCAAAAAGAGGAGAAACUAAACGCUGUUGGACCUCCAGAACCUGCCACUAAUGUUUCAUACGGAGAAGCUGCUAAAUCCUCUGGUUGUUUUCUGCUGUGGUCGCUGACUCUCUGCCUCCUCCUGGUGGCCAGCAUCGGUAUCAUCAUCUGGUUCGGUGUAGAGCUGGUGAAACGGCAGGAAGAGCUCAGAGAACAGGUGGGGAAGGUGAGACGCCUGGAGAACCGAACAGAAGAACUAAAGGAGGAAAGAAGAAACUUUGAGAACCAGACGAAGCAGCUGAGCCUGGAGAAAAUCCUGCUGCAGGACGAAGUGCAGCAGCUCAGCAGACUGAAGGAAGCCAUCUUGGCUUCAGAAAACUUUCCAGUAAAAGAUUUCUGCCCUGAUAAACAGUGCCAGCCGUGCCAGACCAACUGGGUCCAGUUCCAGGGGAAGUGCUACCUGUUUUAUGAGGCUUAUUGUGAGACGUGGAGCAAAGCCCAGGAGUUCUGCCGCAGUAAAGCUGCUGAUCUGGUUCUUGUUGAUAAUCUCCAGGAACAGGAGUUCCUCAAAAAUCACCUGACGUCUUACAGCAGCUGCUGGUCGUCCUGCCAGUUCUACAGCGCAGGUUCAAAACCUUUCGGUUUCAUGUGUGUGUUUCAGUUGAAAAUUGUGUGUUUGUUUCAGGGGAAUCUGAUCCACAGCUGGAGCACAGCAGGAUAUUCUGACAGAAACAAAUUUAUAUGUGAGGGGGAAGUCAUGGUGUGGCCGAAAUAAUCACCACUGAUUCUUCCUCUUUACGUUCAAACAGCUUGUAAUUCAGAAAUGUUUGCUUGGAGAUGUAGAUGGAAGUAAAUCUGGUUAUUUUACCAGACAGAAACAAAAUUAAGGAAAACUUUAAAUCCAGUGAAAAUAUCUGAUUCUAAAACAAAAUUCUUGCUCAAAUUGUCUUUAUUUCAUUAUGGGAUGUGCAGUUUCCAGGC